UCUCCUCAAGUAUCAGAGUUCACAUAUUUAUCUCAUACAACUCCUUCAAAACAAUCUAUUUCUUUCUCUUUUGAAAAACAAGAAGAAACAAUGGCUUUCCGCAUUCCAGGUAUUAGAAAGGCAUCACUUUCUGCAUCAAAAGGGACUAAUGUUCCAAAAGGCUAUCUUGCAGUAUAUGUGGGAGAUAAGAUGAGGCGGUUUGUGAUUCCUGUAUGUCACUUGAACCAGCCUUCAUUUCAAGAAUUACUAAACCAAGCAGAAGAAGAAUUCGGAUAUGAUCAUCCAACCGGUGGUCUCACAAUUCCAUGCAGUGAGGAUGAGUUCUUAAAUCUCACUUCUCUAACAAUGGCUUUUCGCAUUCCAAGUAUUAGAAAGGCAUCACUUUCUGCAUCAAAAGGGACUAAUGUUCCAAAAGGCUAUCUUGCAGUCUAUGUGGGAGAUAAGAUGAGGCGGUUUGUGAUUCCUGUAUGUUACUUGAACCAGCCUUCAUUUCAGGAGUUACUAAGCCAAUCAGAAGAAGAAUUUGGUUAUGAUCACCCAACAGGCGGUCUCACAAUCCCUUGCAGCGAGGAUGCAUUCCUGAACCUCACUUGUCAAUUAAGUGGGCAGUAAAUUGUGCUCAUAGAGACUGACAUAGAUUAGUUGAGACAAAUUUUGUACAGAAGGCUCUUUCUUUUGAUUUUGAAGAUUGUCCAUUUUGGUCCCUUCCUUGUAUCAUUCCUUUGAAAGUGUAAAAAUAGCACAUGAAUGAAAGAAAGUUAUUGCAUCUCA
Messenger RNA from Arachis duranensis, 771 nucleotides. Its product is annotated as indole-3-acetic acid-induced protein ARG7-like. Lineage: Eukaryota; Viridiplantae; Streptophyta; Magnoliopsida; Fabales; Fabaceae. The record is from RefSeq and is a predicted model, not a curated record. Gene Ontology annotation, biological process: response to auxin. The coding region runs from base 91 to 612 and encodes 173 amino acids. The transcript has 2 exons.